UCUAUGGUCCCCGCUCCCAUCUCCUUCCGCUUCCGGCUCGCUCCUUCCCGUCGGGUGCCGCCGCCAAGAUGGUGAACGUGCCGAAAACCCGCCGGACCUACUGCAAGAAGUGCGGCAAGCACCAGCCCCACAAAGUCACCCAGUACAAGAAGGGCAAGGACUCGCUGUAUGCCCAGGGCAAGAGACGCUACGAUAGGAAGCAGAGCGGCUAUGGCGGCCAGACGAAGCCCAUCUUCCGCAAGAAGGCCAAGACCACGAAGAAGAUCGUGCUGAGGCUGGAGUGCGUGGAGCCCAACUGCAGGUCCAAGAGGAUGCUGGCGAUCAAGAGGUGCAAGCACUUCGAACUGGGAGGAGACAAGAAGAGAAAGGUAUGUCUGUGUGCCCCGAACAGCUGGCGUGGGCUGUGGAAGAGCACUGUCAGACCUGGGAGAGGGUGAGAUUCACUGGUGAGU
Oxyura jamaicensis (ruddy duck) is the source of this 452-nucleotide messenger RNA. RefSeq names its product ribosomal protein L36a (gene RPL36A). NCBI's taxonomy places the organism in Eukaryota, Metazoa, Chordata, Aves, Anseriformes, Anatidae. Gene Ontology annotation, biological process: translation. Gene Ontology annotation, molecular function: structural constituent of ribosome. The record is from RefSeq and is a predicted model, not a curated record. Bases 69 to 437 code for a protein of 122 amino acids. Gene Ontology annotation, cellular component: ribosome; cytosolic large ribosomal subunit. The transcript is spliced from 5 exons.